Messenger RNA from Triplophysa dalaica, 2803 nucleotides. RefSeq names its product anoctamin 10a (gene ano10a). Gene Ontology annotation, molecular function: chloride channel activity. Gene Ontology annotation, biological process: chloride transmembrane transport. Gene Ontology annotation, cellular component: plasma membrane. Bases 224 to 2161 code for a protein of 645 amino acids. The transcript has 14 exons. NCBI's taxonomy places the organism in Eukaryota, Metazoa, Chordata, Actinopteri, Cypriniformes, Nemacheilidae. The record is from RefSeq and is a predicted model, not a curated record.
AGUCGCAUACAUCUCGAGACUCAAGGCUGUGUCACGUCGAUGACGUGGUCGAACUAAAGUCAAGCCUUAAGUUUACACCUCUCUGGCUUUUACACUUGAGGUGAGCACAAACCCAGCUUAGGUUUUUAAAUCAUCUGUCUUUAAUGGCUAUCUAAAGUGCAUCGCUGACGUUUCAUUCGCUUUCCGGACAGCUGAUCGACCGCGCAACACUGGAUCAGGAAAAAUGCAAAGCGGCUUGUCGUUUUUUGACAGUGAUGUUUCGUUCAGCCCUCUGGUGGUCCUGGAGCUGGCUGCCGACACGAAAACAGAGGCCAUCACUUGGUUACUAAACAGGAUCAGAGGCAAACAGCAAAAUGGAGGAGCUGAGUUGUUGGUGGAGCAGGUCUUGUUUCCAGCUCAGGAUGGUCAGAAGCCCAAUCCAAAUAUCAUGGUGGUGGGCUCCACGUUACAGAGGCUCUUAAAUGGAGCUGAAGACGUAGGGCUGUUUAAAGAGUUUCAAGACGGCACGAUGCGAGGGUUCACCUACGCCAACAGAGAAAGCUUUAAAGACUUUGAAGGAGAUGGCGAAGGGUUUCUCAGCGUUGCUGAGUGUCAAUACAUUGUCAAACAUGAGCUGGACACACUCAGGGCAAAGAAUGAAGAUCAUGUUCCAGGAUAUCCUAAACUUAAACUCUAUCCUGGAAAAUCAGUUAUGCGGAGAUUGCAGUCCAAAGGUGUCUUAAUCCAGUAUUUUCCUCUCCACGAAAAAGAGGAUCUUAAGAGACUCUCCUUCUCUUGGUACAAACAGAUCAAACUGUCCUUCCAGCCACUGGAUGACAUCAGACGUUACUUCGGUGAGGGUCUUGCACUCUACUUUGGGUUUCUGGAGUAUUUUACAUUCGCCUUGGUACCCAUGGCUUUCAUCGGUAUUCCAUACUACCUCUUUGACUGGGAGGACUAUGAUAAGUAUGUGCUGUUCGCUGUCUUCAACCUGGUGUGGUCUACGGUUUUCCUGGAGGUGUGGAAGAGAUGCAGCGCUACGUUAGCGUACAGAUGGGGCACAUUGUGUCGCAAGAAAGCGUUUGAAGAACCAAGGCCUGGAUUCCAUGGAGAACUGGGGUUCAAUCCAGUCACAGGACGAGAGGAACCGGUCUACCCCAGCUCCAAGCGGCAGUUGAGGAUCUAUCUGGUGUCGGUUCCUUUCGUGCUGCUGUGCUUGUAUGUGUCUUUUUACGUGAUGAUGAUCUACUUUGACAUGGAGACAUGGGCUAUAAGCAUAUACAAUGACAGUCCAAACAUUUUGACCGGCGUCCUGCUGUUUAUUCCAAGUAUUAUCUACGCUGUGGUCAUUGAAAUAAUGAACUUAUUGUACCGCCAUGCAGCUGAGUUUCUCACACACUGGGAAAACCACAGACUUGAGUCUUCCUUUCAGAAUCAUCUGGUGCUUAAGGUUUUGGUGUUUAACUUCGUAAACUGCUUCGCCUCUCUAUUCUAUAUUGCCUUCGUCAUGCAAGACAUGGUGCUUCUGAGACAGAGUCUGGCCACCCUGCUCAUCACCUCUCAAAUCCUCAACCAAGUGAUGGAGGCCUUCCUGCCCUACUGGCUGCAGAAGAGGAGGAAUAAGAAGGUCAAUAAGAGAAUGAGGAAGCUGAUGGGUGAUAAAGAGCUCCCCCUGCUGGAACAAGUUCAGCUGGAGACAGACAUGAACACAUAUCUGGGCACAUUUGAUGACUACCUUGAGCAGUUCCUGCUGUUUGGCUAUGUGAGUCUGUUCUCUUGUGUGUACCCGCUGGCCGCUGUACUGGUGGUACUGAACAACGUUACUGAGGUUUAUUCUGACGCCUUUAAAAUGUGCCACGUCUUCAAGCGUCCCUUCUCAGAACCAGCUGCAAACAUCGGGGUGUGGCAGCUGGCGUUCGAAACCAUGAGCAUUAUAGCCGUUGUGACCAACUGUGCCUUAAUCGGUUUGUCCCCGCAAGUGCAAGCGUACUUCCCUGAAUCAGAGACUCAGCUCAUCUUCACUAUUGUGGCUAUAGAGCAUGUUCUCCUGGCCUUCAAGUUCAUCCUGGCCUUCGUCAUUCCGGAUGUUCCCAAACACAUCCAAAUCCAACUUGCCAAGCUGGACUUUGAGUCUCUAGAAGCUCUUAAGAAAAGGAAAAUACUGGAAGCAGCGGAGACUUGAGACACGGUUUGACAUGUGACAACAGAGGAAUUGAACUAACUAUAAUGAUAUAACUGCUUAAGGUCUGCAUAUGCUGUACACAGUCAAGUAUUACAUGUACCUUAAAUACUGUAAAAUGCACUCCUUGACAUGUUAUUUGCAUAAAUGGCAUAUUGACUCAAAACAUACUGUACACAUCUGAAUAUGACACAGAGUAUUUUUAAAUGAUUUUUUUGUUAUUGCAUUAAAGCAUGCACAUUUGUUUCAUUCAGUGUAACGGUUAUUAACAUGAUGAUGGACAGGUGGGAAUGUAAUUGAAAACAAUGCAAAUCAGCAAUCCUGAACCCAUUAAACAGUGCUUCAAAGAAUGCUGCAUUUUUAUGACUGUCUGAAUCUGUCUAUAUUCGAUUUGUACAGAGAAAAUAUUUAUCCGAUGUGGGGCCUAAAAAUCCAACAAAUGAUGAUGUAUUAUAAUUUUGUGAGCAAUAGAAACUGACUGCUUUCAUUCACUUACCUCUCUACCAAAGAUUGAACUGUGCCUUUUGACAUCACUGCAUCACAUUAAACUGUUACAGCUUUUGUUUACCGAUAUCAAGUCCACCCUAUGCUGUACUUGAAGAAAUUCAAUAAUCUCUGGCUGAAAAUAAAAUCUCAGUUAUCAUG